This is a messenger RNA of Molossus molossus (Pallas's mastiff bat), 5380 nucleotides long. It is a transcript of the gene MME, whose product is annotated as membrane metalloendopeptidase. Gene Ontology annotation, molecular function: metalloendopeptidase activity. The transcript is spliced from 23 exons. The coding region runs from base 276 to 2528 and encodes 750 amino acids. Lineage: Eukaryota; Metazoa; Chordata; Mammalia; Chiroptera; Molossidae. The record is from RefSeq and is a predicted model, not a curated record. Gene Ontology annotation, cellular component: plasma membrane. Gene Ontology annotation, biological process: amyloid-beta clearance; protein processing.
CGUGGACGAGGGAGGCGUGCCCGGGAGGGAGCCGCACUGGGACCUGAAGAGUGAGGGAAAGGGGCCGGAGGGUGACCUGGAGGAGGGCUCUGAAGUGCAGUCAGGUCGACUCUUCAGCUCCACCUCGGAGCUCCGUGCAGCCGCUGCCGGGGGAGUUCAGCGCGGCCGCCGAGCUCCGCUGCCUAAUUGCAGCGGGGCUGGUUUGGGGGCUGGGAAUUGGCCAUUCCGCUGAACACAGAUUGUAUUUUUAUUUUUUUAAAGCAAGAUUUUAGGUGAUGGGCAAAUCAGAAAGUCAGAUGGAUAUAACUGAUAUCAACACUCCAAAGCCAAAGAAGAAACAGCGAUGGACCUCCCUGGAGAUCAGCCUCUCGGUCCUCGUCUUGCUCCUCACCAUCAUCGCUGUGACCAUGAUAGCCCUCUAUGCAACCUACGAUGAUGGUAUUUGCAAGUCAUCAGAUUGCAUAAAAUCAGCUGCUCGACUUAUCCAGAACAUGGAUACCACCGCUGAGCCUUGUUCGGACUUCUUCAAGUACGCCUGUGGAGGCUGGUUGAAACGCAACGUCAUUCCUGAGACCAGCUCCCGUUACAGUAACUUUGACAUUUUAAGAGAUGAACUAGAAGUCAUUUUGAAAGAUGUCCUUCAGGAGCCCAAACCUAAAGAUAUAGUAGCAGUACAGAAAGCAAAAACAUUGUACAGAUCUUGUAUAAAUGAAUCUGUCAUUGAUAGCAGAGGUGGAGUACCUCUACUCAAUGUGUUACCAGAAAUAUACGAAUGGCCAGUAGCCACAGAGAACUGGGAGCAAACAUAUGGUACUUCUUGGACAGCUGAGAAAUCUAUUGCACAACUGAAUUCUAAAUAUGCAAAAAAAGUCAUUAUUAAUUUUUUUAUUGGCACUGAUGAUAAAAACUCUACGAACCAUAUCAUUCAUAUUGACCAACCUCGACUUGGCCUCCCCUCCAGAGACUAUUAUGCAUGCACUGGAAUAUAUAAAGAGGCUUGCACGGCGUAUGUGGACUUCAUGAUUUCUGUGGCCAAAUUGAUGCGUCAGGAAAGAGGACUGCCCAUAGAUGAAAACCAGAUUACUCUGGAAAUGAAUAAAAUUAUGGAAUUGGAAAAAGAAAUUGCCAAUGCUACAGCUAAACCUGAAGAUCGAAAUGAUCCAAUGCUUCUUUAUAACAAAAUGAAAUUAGCCCAGAUCCAAAAUAACUUUCCACUAGAGAUCAAUGGGACGUCAUUCAACUGGUCAAAUUUCACAAAUGAAAUUAUGUCAACCGUGGAUAUUAACAUUACAAAUGAGGAAGAUGUGAUUGUUUAUGCUCCAGAAUACUUAACCAAACUUAAGCUCAUUCUUACCAAAUAUUCUGCCAGAGAUCUUCAAAAUUUUAUGUCCUGGCGGUUCAUAAUGGAUCUUGUAAGCAGCCUCAGCAGAACCUACAAGGAGUCCAGAAAUGCUUUUCGCAAGGCCCUUUAUGGCACAACAUCAGAAACGGCCACGUGGAGACGCUGUGUAAACUAUGUCAAUGGGAACAUGGACAAUGCUGUGGGAAGGCUUUAUGUAGAAGCAGCAUUUGCCGGAGAGAGUAAACAUGUGGUUGAGGAUUUGAUUGCGCAGAUCCGGGAAGUUUUCAUUCAGACUUUAGAUGACCUCACUUGGAUGGAUGCCGAAACAAAAAAGAGAGCGGAAGAAAAGGCCUUAGCAAUUAAAGAAAGAAUCGGCUAUCCUGAUGACCUUAUCUCAGAUGAUAACAAACUGAAUAAAGACUAUGAGGAGUUGAACUACAAGGAAGAUGAAUACUUUGAGAACAUAAUUCAAGGUUUGAAGUUGGGCCAAAAUAGACAACUAAAGAGGCUUCGAGAAAAGGUGGACAAGGAUGAGUGGAUAAGCGGAGCCGCUGUGGUCAAUGCAUUUUAUUCUUCAGCCAGAAAUCAGAUAGUCUUCCCGGCUGGCAUCCUUCAGCCCCCCUUCUUCAGCGCCCGGCAGCCUAACUCACUGAACUACGGGGGCAUCGGCAUGGUCAUAGGACACGAAAUUACCCACGGCUUCGAUGACAAUGGCAGAAAUUUUAACAAGGAUGGAGACCUCAUUGACUGGUGGACACAACAGUCUGCAAAUAAUUUCAAAGAGCAAUCCCAGUGCAUGGUGGAACAGUACGGAAACUUCUCCUGGGACCUAGCCGGUGGACAGCAUAUCAAUGGAAUUAAUACACUGGGAGAAAACAUCGCUGAUAAUGGAGGUAUUGGCCAAGCAUACAGAGCCUAUCAAAAUUAUGUUAAAAAGAAUGGCGAAGAAAAAUUACUUCCUGGACUUGACCUAAAUCACAAACAACUAUUCUUCUUGAACUUUGCUCAGGUGUGGUGUGGGACCUACAGGCCAGAGUAUGCAGUCAACUCCAUUAAAACAGAUGCCCACAGCCCAGGCAAUUUCAGGAUUAUUGGGACUUUGCAGAACUCCGCUGAGUUUUCAGAAGCCUUUCAUUGCCUCAAGAAUUCAUACAUGAAUCCAAGAAGAAAGUGCCGGGUCUGGUGAUCUUCAGAAGAAGCCUGUGGCCCGUGGCUAGACUCGUCAACACCGGGGAAAUGGGGAACGUCGUCCAAGAGACAGGGCCACGGACUCACUGUUCUUACACAGGGAGACUCACAGAGAUGAGUGCAUCAUAGUCAAAAGGAGGUUAAGCUAUCCUGGAAAAGGUGUGGAGGGAGGAGGACUCUAACGUCUGUCAAACCCAUCAGUUCUCACUGUGUAAAUACUGCUUAAUCUCAAGAUAGUAUUAAAUUCACUUCUGUUUCUCAUACGAUCUGGCAGGUUGAUGUCUCUUGAAAACGGUGUUAACCAUUUAGAGCAGAUUUCCAAUCAAAGGGAGGAAGAAGAAGUUGAAGAAUGUGCUUGGCACCAAAAGCACAUCAGUGAUGUGGGUGUUAAAAACAUAUGCUGAAAUCUUAUUUGUACUUUUAUUUGCGACCUUUAUGCUCCUUCAGAUCUCUUCCAAAGAAUUCUUACACAUACUGGGGCCUUGGGAUUUAAGUAGUUUUAACUCACUUUUCCAGUCAUCAGUUACACAUUCUGAGAUCAUUUUAUUUGAAGCACUUAGGGCUAAAUGAAUGUCUAAAACUGUGUUCUGUUGUACCUGUUUUGACUGAUAUCAGUAUCCUUGAGGCUCCCUGCAAUUUUCUAAGCAAUUUCUUGUUCUCUCUUUCUUUCUCAAAACUUGGUCUUUUUAAGAUAUUUGUAGCACUGUAUAAAUAAUAAUUUUUAUAUUUAAUUGUUAACUACAUUUAUGACUAAGUAAUUGUUAUUAUAGGUAAUCAUUGAAUAUUGACAUUUCUGACUGAGAUAAAUAGUUAUGAACCAAGAUCUGUAAAGAGAUGUACAGAUGAACAUUUGAGAUUUUUUUAAACUUAUAAAUCAUAUUGAUGAAAAGCUUUAAGUACAAACUUUGGCUUAAACAUUGCCAUUGGACAGUUGUCUGAAGAUACAUAAGACUUGUGAUUUACAAGCAGGAUUUUCACCGUUCAAUCUGUCCCUAAGGUGGCUAGCAUAAAAGGGCAAACCUGCAUCUAUGUAGCUCUGCUUCUCCUCAUCUUUUCAGAUUUGUUACCUGAUGGCAAUAUUUUGAUAAUAAAUUGAAAUUGUGAGCCCAUGACUCACUGAGGUUUCUGUGUCUGCUGUCUAGCUAUGGAAUGUACUUUUUUUAAUAGAGUUCAGGGAGGGGACUGUUUAGUCUCUGAUAGGAACUUGUCUUCUGAGGCUUUUACGUUCUUCUCUGUUCCCGUCCUAUUCACUACUUUAGUUCAUUUCAUUACUUGAUUAAUAUUUUACACAAGAGGGAGGUGUACGUCCAAAAUCUUUAUUUUUCUUAACAAAACAUGAAAGUGAGGACUUCAUGUCUUUCCUGCUUGCUGGCUUUCCUGCUUCUUGAAAAAUGCCCAUUUACCUUUUUUAAAACUGUUAUCGAACUACAACAUAUACACAAACAUUUCAUAAAGCUUACAUGUACAACUCAAUGAACUUUCUCCAACUGAACACUGGCCUGUAACCAGUGCCUGUAAGAAAUGACAUAGUGUCAGCUACUGAGAAACUCCUUCUCCCAACCAACAUGUCACUCCGCCAAGGGCAACUACCACCCUGAUUUCUAAAAUCACACAUUAGUUUUGCCUGUUUUCGCCUUCUAUGUAAAUAGAAUCAAUCAUCUUUGUGUCUGGCUUCUCUCAUUCAGCAUUAUAUUUGUGAGAUUCAGCUAUAUUUUUGCAUUUGAUUGGGGAUCCUUCAUUCUCAUUGCUGAAUGACAUUCUAGUGUGUGACUAUACUAAAUUCAUCCAUUCCAUUGUUGAUAGGCACCUGAGAAGGUUCCAGUUCAACUGUUUUGAACAUGCUUGCAUAUUACCAUCCCUUUUUACCUGAGAUUUUAAUGGACUCAUUUCCAUAAGUCCUUCCUAAAGUUCUUAUGACUAUUGAACAUAUAGUUUCAAACUAACGGUGGAGAUUCUUUUCUCUUUUAUCACUACCACCAUUAUUGUGGAUAAUUGAAAAUAUACUUAUGUGAAUAUUUUCUUAAGCUGAAAACAUUUGUAAAUAAUAUUAGUAGUUGGAGCGAUAGGAGCAUCCAGCUCUGAAGAGGACAGCUAUCUUGGAAUCAUUUAUUUCUACCCUGUUAGAGCAGCAGCUGAAGAACCGGAAAUCAAGAGUGAUUAGUACAAAUAAUAAAAAGACACUAGGCUUGCCACCACUAGCCCUUAAAAACGUAGCCUCUGUCUUUACAAAGGGAUUUGAAUGAAUUUUUUGGGGAAAAGAAAACCUCUCCAUUCCCUGGAUCUCCUCUCUCCAGAAAUAUCAGAUUCUGAGGCCAGGGGACAGACCAAAUUCAGAAGACCAAUCCCUCCCCAUCAGCUACACGUAGAAAGGACAUCAAUACCUGUACACGGCACUGUUGCUGAGUUGUUUGGAGACCUGUGGUCUCAGCCUCUUCCAAUCAUCUCGAGUUGUUCCAUCAGCUAAGACCCAUCUAUCACCUCACAUGUAAAUCCAAUUUAUCAUGGCUCACUCUUGGUCAAAGAAAGAGUCUAACAGCUGAGACACUCAGGGCUGGUGGCCUAUGUGGUUCAGGGAUGAGGACAGGAAGUUCUCAGGAACAACAGUAAGGGGUCUGCCUCCACACUACAAUGCCCACGUGGAUUUCUUUCUUGUUCUAGUCAUAGUCUGUCACAAAUGACAAGGUAACCAUGGGCAUUAAUUAGAUCUGUUUUCUUGUGCCUUUGCUUUUUUCUACCUGAAAAAGAGAGAGAGAAUUAGAUUCUCAGCAUUUCCCAGCAAGAGAAGGAGAAUGCAUUCUAUACUGUCUUACCAAUAAUCUGUCCCCCACUUAAGAACCAUUGGGUGAAAUA